Penicillium cataractarum is the source of this 1149-nucleotide messenger RNA. RefSeq lists its product as uncharacterized. The record is from RefSeq and is a predicted model, not a curated record. The transcript has a single exon. Bases 1 to 1149 code for a protein of 382 amino acids. Lineage: Eukaryota; Fungi; Ascomycota; Eurotiomycetes; Eurotiales; Aspergillaceae.
AUGGCUCCCUCCUAUCGUUCGGAGAUUCUUGAGCUUAUCAAUUUAACUUCCUCCCCACCUCCAUCACCACCCCCAGCUUCUCAGUCUUCUUCUAGUGCUACAUAUCCACCAAUUCCUCCACCAAUUGAACCAGUCACACAGUAUACACAAUCUGCACAGUAUACACAAUCCUCCCAGUACCCACGGAAUCAAUCUUCUCACGCUCUUACUAGCGUCUCCGGGGUAACUAGCGAAAUCCGCACACAGCGAAUUCAGGGUGGUCUAUUUAGUCAGCAGCGGACUGGAACCUUUCCAAAUACCAAUACAAAAAAGUCCUUAGUACAGAAGUCCUCGCAGAAUUACCUAGUCAGCAAAGGUCAAAUCUUCGUGGAGAUUACAUUCUAUAUCUGGCACUGCGAGGAUAUUACAUCGAAGUAUCUCGAAGAGUUACACUCAGCUUCGCAUGUAUUAACGCCAUAUACAAUUUCAACUCUCGAAGAAUUCAUCGCAAAGGACCUCCUUCCUGCCCUCGACCUUACUAUUUGCUCAUUCGAGAGGCAACAGAGCGACCAGGUUAGGCUUGCGACUUCAAUUAAGAAGCAUAAGCCGAUAUUCCUUACCUAUGAUAAUACUAGCCGCCAGGCCAGUGAAGAUAUCAUGGAGCGCUUUCCAUUAAGCGGCAAUCAGCGCCAAAUCAACGUUAUCUUUGUGAGAUCUGACCAAAAUGUGAAGGCAGAGCAAGAGAUUAAGCCUUCUAAGAUUUGCAAUCGCAAGCCUCGGCGACCAAGGGUUCACCGAGUGCAAAUCAAGAAAGAAUUAGAGGAUCCUCAGCCAGAGGAUGACGAUUCAGACCUUUGGCCUGAGCUUCUUUCGCCAUCGGAGCUCUUUGGCCCAAGGCAAGAGGAUAACCAGGAGGAUAACCAGGAGGUUAUCCAGGAAGUCAGCCAGGAGAUUAACCAGGAGAUUAGCCAAGAGGUUGCCCCGGAGGUUGCCCCGGAGGUUGCCCAGGAGGCUAUACGUCCUCGCCGCCGCCAGCGGGCUACCUCGAGUACUAAUUCAAUCGUUUCGCCGCCUAGGACCCGAAAGCGAUAUCGAUUAAAAUCGCAAGAUCACGAGCGCAUGCAGGCGUCAGGGCCCAUCGCCCCAUCUUGGUCACGGUCGCAGGAUUGA